Molecule: messenger RNA, 538 nt
Organism: Dendroctonus ponderosae (mountain pine beetle)
Lineage: Eukaryota; Metazoa; Arthropoda; Insecta; Coleoptera; Curculionidae
Product: bombyxin B-9
Exons: 2
Coding region: 81-452 (123 amino acids)
Cellular component (GO): extracellular region
Molecular function (GO): hormone activity
Source: RefSeq, a predicted model, not a curated record
UUAAACAGCACUGAGUUAUCAAUUCUGCGACUUUUGGUUCGAUAGCAACUCCUAAGUGUUUCCCAACUACACGACUGAACAUGAAGCUUGCUUGGUGUUUGGCUUUUUUGUUAGUUUUCUAUGUAACUAACACAGAAUCUCAACUUUCUCCAAGGGCUCGCCGACAUUGUGGAGAUAAUCUCGUAUCGUUGUUGCAUAGUUUGUGUAACGGAAUUUUUGGAUCACCUUCGAAAAAAAUUGUUUUCGAUGUAAUGAACUUCCCGAGAAAAUACCAGGAAAUUGAAAACGGAAACCGCCUGUCGGAAGAUAGUACCGAUAUUGGUCUAUCGUAUUUCAACAAAAGAAUAUUUCCUCCUUUCUUCAGCAGAACCACCAGGGAUCCUGGCGUGGUUGAUGAGUGCUGCUACAAAGCCUGCACCAACGAGCAACUUCUUCAAUAUUGCGGAAAAUAAUCUGCCGUUCAAUCCCGUCUACUUAUAGUAAAUGUACGAUUUGUGUAGAUAUAUACAUUUAAAUAAGAUAAAUUUGCAAAAUGGCA